CUCUCACGCAGCUCUGAGCUCAGUAGCUGACUGCGCGUGUUCAUACUUCUUGCAGAUUGCUCACUGCUCAGUCAAUAUUUGUCAAGAGACGUAGAUCGUGCUUCGUAUAGCGUCGUCCACGAGUUUACAAUUACUAUAAAAUACUCAAUUGUGUACAGUCAGUUUGUGUUACUAUACGACGUCGCAGCAUGAACGAAUCUCAUCGCAUCCAUUGCAGCUGGUGAUUCUUGAAAAGAAUAAAGUAUUUCAUAUUGUAAUUGAUUGUGUUUGUGCGUGAGUGUGCAACAUAAUGUCUUCUUCUUCUUCUUCGUCCGCGUCCGAAUCCGACGAUCACGAUCAAACGGACGGACAAGUCGAUUUCUUCGUAUACCUUUAUAGGUUUUGCGUUGUCAACGACUUUUUAAAAGAACUGAAAAGUAUUAGUGAAAUGGUCAAUUGGGAGAUUGAAGAAGAGAAACAUACACUGUUCAAUCGUGUGCAGUUCUUGAUUAGAAAUUGGAAGGGCCCACUUCCUAAUCUUCGUAACAUCUUUCGAAUCGAAGAAAUUGAUUGGCUUCUCACGGAGGACGUGAAGAACAAAAAUGACACCAUUUAUGGUGGAUAUAAAUUCGUCCGAUUUGUUGUUAAGACAGGCUACAAGGACGAGCCCAAAAUUAAUGAAGUCGGAAAGCCAUUGUUAAGGCGCACCACAGCAGUACAUCAUGCAUCUAGACACUGCUUCCUCACAGACGUUCUCCCUAAUCUUUUUAAAAUAUACAACAGAUUCGACGUGAAUUACACCGACGAGUCUGGUCUGUCGCAUUUUCACGCGGCCUGCAAGUUUGGCCUUAAAAACAUCGUCGAGAAAUUUCUUGAGCUUGGGCAGGACCCCAAUUGUAUCGUAGAUGAAACAGGCGAUACGCCGCUUCACUUGGCUCUGGAGAUGGGAAAUACUAGUGUGGUAAAAUUGUUGUUGAGAAACGACGCCGAUCCAAAUUUAUCCAAUGCACAGGCACUAACACCUUUGCACAUAAUAUGUCAAAGAGAUGACGACGACGAGGAAUUAGUCGACAUGUUAUUCGAGCUUGGCAACCACAAAUAUCAGCCGGUUCGAGUCGAUGCCAGUGACAAGUUAGGCCGGACACCACUGCAGUUAGCUGUAGCGAAUUUUUUGCCAAAUUUGUUCAAUGUGCUCUUGAAUCGUGGCGCUGAUCUAUCAAGUUUCGUAUUUCCCACUGAAGGUUACUUCGGUGAGACAUUUAGCCGAGAAGAUUCUCAUUUCGCUGAUAUCACCCUUUUACUAGCAUCCGAUACUCUGAUUAUCGUCGAACGUUUAGAGAAAAGAGGAUACGAAUUGAACCGAGCAAGCGCUCUAACCAUCAUAAAAUAUUUUUCUAAGCGCAGAAUGUUCGAGAUAUCAACUGAUCUUGACACAAAAUUGUAUGAUGACGAGGAGUUCAUAAUUGAAACGAAAAAAUGGAUGAUAAAUUCGAGCCUUUCACUCUAUGACGUGGUCCGAUUGCAACCCAAAAAAGCGGAAAAAUUAUUUACAUAUACGGACUAUUACCAGUUUAUGCAUCAAGAUUAUUUCGAGAUCGCGGAAGAACCCAGACUGGCUUGUGCUACGCACGUGAGAGAGAUUAUAAUGAGAAGAUUUUGUCGUCGAUGGGCACUGGAUUCUUUCUUGGAGCUGACGGGUUACCAAUUGCCAAUUCUUUGUUGUGAAAUUAUUUUUGAGAAACUAAUGAACAAAGAUUUGUGCAAUAUUUUCAUGGCGGUUGCGGGCCAAAGCUCAUGA
Messenger RNA from Trichogramma pretiosum, 1777 nucleotides. RefSeq names its product ankyrin-1-like. Lineage: Eukaryota; Metazoa; Arthropoda; Insecta; Hymenoptera; Trichogrammatidae. Gene Ontology annotation, molecular function: protein binding. Bases 290 to 1777 code for a protein of 495 amino acids. The transcript has a single exon. The record is from RefSeq and is a predicted model, not a curated record.